This is a messenger RNA of Ixodes scapularis (black-legged tick), 594 nucleotides long. RefSeq lists its product as uncharacterized. The transcript has 2 exons. The coding region runs from base 1 to 594 and encodes 197 amino acids. The record is from RefSeq and is a predicted model, not a curated record. Lineage: Eukaryota; Metazoa; Arthropoda; Arachnida; Ixodida; Ixodidae.
AUGAUGCAACGCCGCUGCCGGAUUACAGGAACAACGUGCUAUCCAUUGUACACAUACAAGCAGGGCGACUGGGACAAGAAGGUGCGGUCGACAAUGCAGCCAUCGUUCCGCGGCAACGCUGCGACGGCGUACGGUAAACGGUCAGAGCCCAAGGCACGCCAGAAGUAUGAAGCUACAAGACAAGUACAAGUGUUCACUUGUGGCCUAAUUGUAUCGCCAAGCAACCCCUGGCUUGGCUGCUCUCCUGAUGGUGUGCUCUUUGAUGGUGGAAGGCCAGCAAAGUUGCUGGAGAUCAAGUGCCCUACCAAGGGGCAGACCAUGAGCGCAGAAGCUCUCCUUGCAACCUGUGACUUUCUCGAGAAAGAUGAUGCAGAUAUUUACACGCUGAAGGUGCGUCAUACCCACUAUGCCCAGGUGCAGCUGGGAAUGGCGCUUUUAGAUGUGAGGACAUGCGACCUUGUUGUUUAUGCGGACUUUGAUAGCAGCAUAAAAGUUUUAAGUGUAAGUCUUGAUGAAGCUUUCCUGUGGUUUCUGCUCACCAAAGUGAAGAAUGUGUACUUCGAACGCAUACUUCCAGUUCUGUGUUCAUGUUAG